AAUGCAAUGUCAUCGUCCGCCACCGUCACCGUCGCAGAAUCGCAGAGGCAGCAAAUACCAAGAACACCACCACCAAAAACAAUAACAACAAUAACAACACCACCAUCAACAAGAACGAGACUAGUCGGCUCCAACGACUGUCACGACUUUUCCUCGCCCAUGACGAACUCGCUGAUCACCGCUUCAUUACCACAAACGACAACAUGUCCUCACUGCGGAGAACAUCCUUCGCCGCAAGAAGCGGCCGUUGCGCAGCAGCGGAUUCAGGAGCUGGAAGCUCAGGUUAAGCGCCUAACUGCGCGUGCUUCUGAGAUGGCACUAGAUCUAAACAACGACGACAACGAGUCGCAAACCCGCACGUCGACAUCGUCGGCCGCCGACCAACCGCCAAGAACACCCUCACAGCAGCAGCAACACCAACACCAACAACAGCAGCAGCAGUCGCAAAGCCGCUUCGCUAACUUUGCUUCGUAUUUCCCAUCAUAUCGUCGCGGCGGAUCCAAGGGCUCUAAUAGCUCCAACACGCCGCCUCACACAUCGCAUUCCGCAUACCACCCGACCAGCUCACCACCACAACCAUCAUCACAACCACUCUCAUACGCCCAUCACCAGCAUGGGCUAGUCUCGUCGCCCAUAGCCGAGACAGGGCCCGGCGACGCCGAACUCCAAACCGCACUAAACCGCGAACAAACACUCCGCAAAGAAGCCGAAUCGCAACUCUCGCAAGCAAACUCGGAACUCGAAGAACUCACCGCACAGCUAUUCAGCCAGGCCAACGAGAUGGUAGCGCAGGAGCGCAAGGCGCGCGCGAAACUAGAAGAGCGUGUCGCGUUGCUAGAGAAGAGAGAUGGCGAUAAGCGGAAAAGGCUGGAUCGGUUGGAGAAGGCGAUUGAGAGGGUGGAAAGGGUGAGGGCGUUGGUUGAGUUGAAGCAGUGA
Molecule: messenger RNA, 936 nt
Organism: Talaromyces rugulosus
Lineage: Eukaryota; Fungi; Ascomycota; Eurotiomycetes; Eurotiales; Trichocomaceae
Exons: 2
Biological process (GO): exocytosis
Cellular component (GO): cell tip; Golgi to plasma membrane transport vesicle
Molecular function (GO): guanyl-nucleotide exchange factor activity
Source: RefSeq, a predicted model, not a curated record